This is a messenger RNA of Fusarium sp. VM40, 1686 nucleotides long. NCBI's taxonomy places the organism in Eukaryota, Fungi, Ascomycota, Sordariomycetes, Hypocreales, Nectriaceae. The record is from the annotation of a GenBank genome assembly.
AUGUAUCCGAGAUGCAAGCCAUUGGACUGGGUGAGGUCAAGCCGGGUCUUUUCUUCUACCCCUACCAAGUUUGCCCGUCCAGCCUCGAGCGUGUACACGACACCAGCUACACUAUCCAGAAAUAGUUCGAGACGCCAUACAGGGCUAUACGUGUUUGGUCUCUCAGCGAUUGGUGUUAUCGGCACUCUUACUUUCUAUGGCCGCCCCAUGGAACUGGGACAGCUAUCGACACAGUCGCUCGCAAACACGCCUAAGAUUGAACAUGAUGUUUCCAUGAAGAAUAUACAGGCUGCAUGUGAAGAGUUUGAGGCGAUACUGGGAGCUGAAAACAUAUCAACAGACCGAACGGACCUCGUCACCCAUUCUGGAUCAGAUUAUCAGUCAUACCCUUGGACCGAAGGCACUGCCGUCUGUUCCCACGUCAUCCUCUACCCUGAGACAACUGAGGAGGUCUCAGAAUUGAUGAAAGUAUGCUUUAGACGUCGACUACCAGUUACGCCAUACUCAGGCGGAACCUCGAUUGAGGGCCAAUACAUUCCUCAUUUCCAGGGCAUCUGUGUCGACUUUGGUCGAAUGGAUCGCAUUGUGGAACUUAAUACUUUUGACCUCGACUGCGUGGUGCAGCCUGGAAUCGGCUGGAUGGAUUUGAAUGAGGAGCUUGCGUCUCAUGGACUCUUCUUCCCCCCAGAUCCAGGCCCUGGUGCAAUGAUCGGGGGCAUGGUUGGGACAGGGUGCUCUGGAACUAAUGCGGCGGCAUAUGGCACCAUGAAAGAUUGGGUAUUGUCGCUAACAGUGGUGCUCGCCGAUGGAACCAUCAUAAAGACUCGCCAAAGAGCAAGAAAGUCGAGUGCGGGCUAUGAUCUGACAAGGACCUUCAUCGGAAGCGAGGGAACCCUUGGCCUUAUUACAGAAGCAACACUGAAAUUAGCAGUCAAGCCUCCCUGUGAAGCCGUGGCUGUGUGUACAUUUCCCACUCUACGCGAUGCGGCAUCUGCAGUGAGGGAAGUACUAUCUCAGGGCAUUCAAGUCGCUGCUGUUGAGAUCCUGGAUGAAGUACAGAUGAGAAGCAUCAACGAGUCUGCUUUGACUAGACUUAAGUGGAAGGAGGAGCCUACUCUCUUCUUCAAAUUCACUGGUAGUGAUGAGUUCAUCGUGCAACAUCUUGCCAAACAGGUUGGGCAUAUUACGAAACGCAAUCGCAGUACGGCGUACACCUUUGCUUCCGAUGAGAAAGAGCGAGAAGAGCUAUGGUCUGCAAGGAAGAAUGCGCUUUGGAGCAUGCUUGCGAUGAGAAAGUCGCCUACCGACAAAGUUUGGACAACUGAUGUUGCUGUUCCUUUGAGUAGACUACCAGAUAUCAUCGAGUUUGCCAAAGAUGAUAUCGAAAAGUCAGGAUUACUCGGCUCCGUCGUCGGUCACGUAGGGGACGGCAACUUUCACACCCUGUUGUUGUUCCCUGAGGAUAAACGGCAUGUUGCUGAGGAUAUUGUGCAUAGAAUGGUUGACAAGGCGAUCGAGAUGAAUGGUACAGCGACGGGUGAGCAUGGUGUUGGACUGGUCAAGAGAGAUUACCUGGAGAAGGAACUUGGCAAGGGAGCUGUUGACACAAUGCGAGCGAUGAAGAACGCGUUUGAUCCAAAGUGCUUGUUAAAUUGCGAUAAGGUAAUCCGCAUGCAAGCAGCGUGA